UGCAGCAUGUGAUGAAGGGUUUGGAAAUUACUAAAUAUGCUACAAUGUCAGUACAAAUACUGCAGUCGUACCCCACAAAGGAGGUCAUCAAUGACACCUUUGUCCCUAAAUUUUUAGAAAGCAUGAAGUCAUUGACACAAGAGAAGUACGACCGUGACGGACGGCACAAACUGCCGAACGUGAAGCGCUUGAAAGAGGAGCUCCUGGAAGCCAUCACAGAGAGUGUUUCCAGCGAAUUCAUCAGUGCCUGUUCCAGACACAUGACCGCCCUCACGAACAAAGCCUGCAUGGCUAAAGUGACCUUUGCUGCUGGCAGCGCCGUCAGCAACCUUCUCGGCAGGACCGACACCCAGAGCUUCUUCACCAACCAGGUGUACAAGCACCAGGUGAGACAGACCUUCAAGAGUCGCUGCCAGGACCUGCCCGAAGCAGAGAAGAGAGACUUGCAGUGUUAUGCUGACGACAUCUGUGACGUCAACCAUCCAGCCACGGAGGUGGACAUCCUCGUCCUCACCCAGAGCGAAGCCCUGCAGGGCAAAGGCAUCAAGCUGAUCGUGGUGGACAAAGAUGGGAAGAAGCUCUCCCAGGAUUAUUAUCCGGGGACGGACGCGUCGGCCGGAGACAUCGUCCUGCAGCUGAGGAAGGAGCCGGAAAACCCCCAGCGAUCAGAGGAAUUUUUCUCACAGAAUAUCAAACGGAUCCGUUUAGAGCAGAGUCCGUCCACCGGACACUUUGAGAUUGUGCGACUGGACGGUUCUGUUGAGCCGGCGUACUCCGAGGGUCAUAACUGCCUGUAUCAUGCCGUCGCUCAGGCAACCAGCACAAACCCCAAUACCAGAGAAGAGGCGGCGAUCCUUCGCAACCAAGUCAGACAGACGCUUCGGGAUGAUGUGGACCGAUAUGCUCCGGUCCUGAAGCUACAGAGAGAAUACGAAUUGUCGUACACUUCAUCUGGAAAAUACUUAAUCAUCGGAGGCUGCAGGAAGACCCGAAACGAGGCCAAUGACCGGUAUAAAGAGCACCUAAACACGACGCCACAGAACAAUUUAACCGAGAACGAUGCAUCUGUGAUCAAAACCUACAAGCUGGGAAGGGUCGGGACGCACAAUGAUAUAAAAGUUUUGAGGAAGGAGAACGGAUCUGCCAACGUCAGACUGGACAACAACAACAACAACAGCAGCUCUCCGGUGAACGCCGAUCACAUCCCGCCCAUCAACACCUUCCAGAAGGCCUCACAGAUGCUGGACUGGAACCCCAGCGCCAGACAGGAACUCCAGCAGAAGAAUCCCAAGCUCUACCAGAUGAUGGACUGCAAAGGAACCCAUGGGCUCUGCAGAGAGGUUCUCACUCCACAUCACCGGCUGGCCCUGACCACCGGCAACGGAGACGACGCUCACCUGAUCAGGCAGACGCUGGCUGAGAAGUUUGUUCAAGGAGAUGUGGUCACAGGGAUGAAGAUGUCGCUGAUGGCGUCCAAUCCAGAGGUUUCCCAGAGACUGAUGAGGGAUGCAGGACUCCCCCCUCGGCAAAUCAAAAGAGAGAACGUGAUCUCCAAAGAGGCGACUCGGCGUUACCAUGACAUCGGAGACAAACUGCUGGUGGAAAAAUACUCUGAGAUGGGAGUGAUCGACCGGCAGGGAAAAGAAAGACUCAAAAAGUGGCUGAAAGACGGAAAACUUUACUCCACCAACACACCCGUAUAUCGCGAGCUGCUCAACAAUCUCAGAGAGUUGAAAAAGAGUUGGGAAAAUGAACAAGAUUAACACAACAACAUCAUGAUGCUGCCUCCACCGUGCUUCAUCAUGAUACUGCCUCCACCGUGCUUCACAUCAAGAGCUCCUCGACAUUUAAACAAACUUAAAGAGAAUCUGGACUUCAAGUGAACAUGAUGAAAAAAACAGAACAAUAUUUUGCACGAGUUUGUUUCUGGCAUAAAAUAAUGAUGAUGAUGUGAGUUUAUAUUGAUGUGAAGUUCAGUGACAGAGACACCUGCUGGUCAAUCUGAGGAAGUGCAGCAGCUUCACUGAACAGAGUGUCUGUGAUUCCAUGAAUUUAUCAACAGAAUCUCUCAGUUAUUGGUAAAAUACGUUUUAAAAUCUGAUAAAGAUUUAUGGAAUAAAUCAGAAUGAAAUAUGUGAAUCAGGUUCAUCUGGAGGUUUAGACCGACCUCCUUUCUUAUCCACCUACCCAUCAAACUGAAUAAAGGAUCAAUAUCUUUAAA
Molecule: messenger RNA, 2221 nt
Organism: Acanthochromis polyacanthus (spiny chromis)
Lineage: Eukaryota; Metazoa; Chordata; Actinopteri; Pomacentridae
Exons: 6
Coding region: 12-1763 (583 amino acids)
Source: RefSeq, a predicted model, not a curated record